AUGGCGAGAGAAGCGGCAGCACAGCAGCAGGCCAAUGAGCAGAGCUCGGCCCAUACUCGUAAACUGAAGGAGGGGGAGGAGGAGGAGGAGGAGGAGGAGGAGGAGGAGUCGCCGCAGGCAAGAGUCAAGCGGUUUCUAUUGGAGGUGGAUGCCAAACACGCGUAUGCAAGAGAUAAGGACGAUGCUACGAAACGAUUCCAGUAUUUGUUGGGCUUGAGCUCGAUUUUCAGAAAGUUUAUCGACUUGAACGCGUCCAAGGACCCAGAGUUCAAGAAACGGGUCCGCGAAAUCGACAGCAAGCGCUCGUUCCAAGAGUUAUCCAAAAAGAAGCGAAAAUCCGGUUCUCGAAGAAGGAAAACGGAAAAGGAAGAAGACGCCGAAUUGUUGCACGAUGAGGAAAACGAAGACGACAAAGAGAACCAGCACACGGUAAUGACGGAGUCGCCCCUGUACGUGCACGAGGGCAAGCUAAGAGAAUACCAGAUUGAAGGUUUGAACUGGCUCAUCUCGUUAUACGAGAACCGAUUGAGUGGGAUCCUUGCUGACGAAAUGGGCUUGGGUAAAACUCUUCAAACCAUCUCGUUCUUGGGCUACUUGAGAAACAUCAAGCACAUUGACGGCCCGUUCAUCAUCAUUGUGCCAAAGUCCACAUUGGACAACUGGAGAAGAGAAUUUGCCAAAUGGACACCCGAGGUCAACGUGGUUGUGCUACAGGGCGACAAGGAGGAAAGAAACAUUCUAAUCAAAGAGAAACUCUAUACCGCGCAAUUUGAUGUGUUGAUCACUUCAUUUGAGAUGGUCUUGAGGGAAAAGAGUGCCUUGAAAAAGUUUCGAUGGGAGUAUAUUGUGGUUGACGAAGCUCAUCGCAUCAAAAACGAACAAAGCUCAUUAUCGCAGAUAAUCCGGUUGUUUUAUUCGCGAAAUCGGUUGUUGAUCACGGGAACUCCCUUGCAGAACAACUUGCACGAGCUCUGGGCAUUGUUAAAUUUCCUUCUCCCCGACGUCUUUGGCGACUCGGAGCAGUUUGAUGAGACUUUUGAUCAACAAAACGGAGGUGACAAUGUCGAAGAAAAGGAUAAGCAGGAAGAACAGGAUAAAAUCAUCCAGGAGCUACAUCAGCUUCUAAGUCCCUUUUUGCUUCGAAGAGUGAAGGCCGACGUUGAAAAAUCGCUAUUGCCCAAGAUAGAGUCCAACGUGUACACGGGCAUGUCCAAUAUGCAAUUGGAGUGGUACCGAAAGUUGUUGGAGAAGGAUAUCGACGCCGUCAACGGGGUCGUGGGGAAACGAGAAGGUAAAACGAGACUUCUCAAUAUUGUCAUGCAAUUGAGGAAAUGCUGCAACCACCCUUAUUUGUUUGAUGGUGCCGAACCUGGACCCCCCUAUACAACUGACGAGCAUCUAGUGUUUAACUCGGGCAAAAUGGUGAUUCUCGAUAAGAUGUUGAAGAAAUUCCAAAAGGAAGGGAGCCGAGUGCUAAUUUUUUCACAAAUGUCUCGUGUAUUGGACAUUCUUGAAGAUUAUUGCUACCUACGAGAAUACGAGUACUGCCGAAUCGACGGUUCCACAUCUCACGAGGAUCGUAUUGAAGCCAUCGACGACUACAAUGCUCCUGACUCGUCCAAGUUUUUAUUCUUGUUAACAACACGAGCUGGUGGUUUAGGUAUCAAUUUAACUUCGGCAGACAUUGUCAUUUUAUACGACUCCGAUUGGAAUCCGCAAGCCGACUUGCAAGCAAUGGACAGAGCUCAUAGAAUAGGACAAAAGAAGCAAGUCAAAGUGUAUAGAUUUGUCACUGAAAAUGCUAUUGAAGAAAAAGUGUUGGAGAGAGCAGCUCAGAAAUUAAGAUUAGACCAGUUGGUGAUCCAACAGGGGCGACAUCAGUCCAAUACCAACAACACAGUGGGAAACUCCAAGGACGAUUUGAUAGAAAUGAUUCAGCAUGGUGCCAAGAAUGUGUUUGAAGGUGGCAACGCGGCGGCCGACUUGUUGGACGAUGACAUUGACAAGGUCUUGGAACGAGGUGCCGAAAAGACCAAGACCAUGAAUGAGAAAUUCAACAAGUUGGGUUUGGAAGAUUUGCAAAAUUUCACCUCGGAUGGCUCUGCUUAUCAAUGGAACGGUACAAAUUUCGCCAAAAAGGAAAACAACGGCUUGGGGUUCAGCUGGAUCAACCCGACAAAACGAGUCCGCAAAGAGCAAACUUAUUCCGUAGACAACUACUACAAGGAUGUGCUAAAAGCACCGCCGCCUGUGCCAAAGGAGAAAGUCGUCAAGCAAGUUGUGGUGAAACCCAAGGCACCUAAGCAACUAAUACCUCAGAACCACCAAUUUUUCCCUCCAGGGCUCGAAGAUCUCUUGGAAAAGGAGCAACUUGCCUACAAAAAGGAAAUCAAUUUCCAAUACUCGCUAGAUGACUUUGGCGACUCGGAUGAAGAGUUUAUGAUUGAAGAGGAUAAACCUGAUCUAUCACGCGAGCAGAAACGCCACAAGGAACAACAGAAAAUCGAUAAAGCCAAACCACUAACGGAAGAAGAACUUCAACGCAAAGAUCAACUUCUUGCUGAAUCUUUCUACAACUGGUCUCGACGCGAUUUUACCAAUUUCAUCCAUGGCACCGCUCGUUAUGGCCGUGACGCAUACGCCAAAAUCUCCAAAUCGCUAGGUCGAAACUCUGCUGGCAAGCUCAACAAGUCACGACGCGAAGUGGAACGAUACGCGCUUGCGUUCUGGGACAAGUACAAGCAGAUUGACGGCUACGAAAAAUACAUUGCUCAAAUCGAAGCCCUGGAAAAGAAGCAUGAAAAAUUGCAGUUCCAGCAGAAUUUGCUCGCUGCGAAAAUUGAAAAUUUACAGGACCCGAUGGAGGACUUGGUGAUUGUGUACCCGCCCAAUAACUCCAAGCGCAUCUAUUCUAAAGCCGAGGAUAAGUUCUUGCUCAAUUGCGUCUACAAGUUCGGCAUUUUUGACGAGCGAUUGAGCUUCAAGAUCAAGCGCGAGAUUAGCGAGUCGGACAUUUUCAAAUUCGACUGGUAUUUCCAGUCGCGCACGCCACAGGAAUUGGGGCGACGCGUCACGACGCUACUAUUGGCGUUGAAACGUGAAGCCGAUGGUGGCGUGCCGCUGACUGGUGUCAAGGGAAGGAAAAAAUUGGCGAAUGGCAACUCCGCUAAUGGAUCAAGGAUGAAUUCAGUCGAACCAUCUUCACUUGUCCCUACUCCAAGCAAGCGGACGCCUCUGGAAUCAGAUGAAACUCCCGAGAAUAAAACAAAGAAGAAGAAAAAAAGAAAAUUAAUUUGA
Molecule: messenger RNA, 3297 nt
Organism: Lodderomyces beijingensis
Lineage: Eukaryota; Fungi; Ascomycota; Pichiomycetes; Serinales; Debaryomycetaceae
Source: the annotation of a GenBank genome assembly